GUAACUUAGAUCAAAUAUAUGCUGAGCUGCUUGGCCCAGCAAGUGCAGUAAUAUACUGAAUAAUGAAGUUACGGAUGACAAGCUCUCCCCAUUAUGGAGAGGAUGAACAUAUAUAGAGGGUGAAUAAACUACACAACAAUGUCUGAAUUUACUGACAAGCCAGUACCUCCCUUUAUGGAGACGAUGGUUAUAUAUGGAGAGUUUAUCCUUCCCACCAAAUUCAUUACAGAUUGAACAUAUGAGAAAGAUCUCCAGCCUGUGCCAUACAGCUGUGAGUCCUUAUGAAUCACAAACCGUGGUUUCACUACCUCCCUCCCUCCACCCAGAAUCAAAUAAACCAAUUGGAAGAGACAGAAAACAGAGGGAAAAUAAACUGGAAAAUUCCCUUCUGAACACCUUAAGCAAUUAAAACUAGUCCAAGAGAUGACAUUGGCCCUGUUACAAGAUACUCACCUCUUGGACAAGGUGACCACAGCUCUGGCCAGGAACAGGUACAGCCCCUUGUUGAAGAAAUACAGGGAAUCAGCACUCGCUGCAUGCGCUAGCUAUCUCAUCCCCAGGUCCACUGUUCUCUGGGAGAGGAACCACCCAACUGCCUAAUCUGAUUCCGCCCUUACAGAUCUUGUAACAAUGACCUCUAGUUCCUCCAGACUUCUUCAGUUGAAAUAACUUCUAUAUAAACACAAUCUGUUUGAUAGAACUGAAGGACAAACAUUCAGUUUUUUUCUGUCAAUAAAGAAACUGUAAAAAAGGCAGCAAUUUUAUUUUCAGUCACUCAGAACCCAUCAUUAGUUAUGAUUGUCCUCCGACUAUGAGGAACACUAGAGAAGGGAGUGUGAGCCCUAGACACUGCCCCCUCUUUAAGUGAAGGUGCAAGUUUAGACCUAAUAUAUCGAUCAGUGUGACUGAUGUCUUGGAGGGAGAUAUUAGAAAUCAGCCUCUUGACUGUUGGGUGAUGCCCCUUCCCCUUUUAAAAAAUUGAAAUCUUUUUCAAUGUCUGUGGUUUACUGUUAGUCUCAGGAAUAUUCGGCUUCUCACUGAAUGCCAAAAGUCACAUUGCACAAAGCAGCUGUAACUCAUGAUGCACUUUAGUCUGAAAGACACAGGUUAGCCGAGGUGUGUCGUGUCACUAAUAAUGGGAGGGGCAUUUCUGGGAACAACACUGCAAAACUGCCAAUGAGAUUGAAACAGGAAGUUAAAAGGUAGUGAGAUCCACUGAUAGACCGGAAAGAGAGAGGGGGAGAGAGAGGCUUACUGUCAGAGACAGACCCGAGAGAGAGAGGCUCACUGUCAGAGAGAGAGACAGACCAGAGGGAGAGAUUCACUAUCAGAUACUACAGAGGGGGAUCCACGGAUAAGGAGACCAGAGAGAGAGAUCCAUUGGUCAGCGAGAUCAAAGGAAGAUCCAUUGGGAAGAGAAAGUCUGGAGAUCUACUGUGUCCUGUCUGGGAACUGAGACCAAAGAGUGAUUCAUUGGGUUGGGGAAAAGGUUUUUACUAAACAAAGAGGCACCUGAUAGAGAUUGAUUAGGAGGGAAAGAUCAGAACAAUUUGGGGAGCAGGGACAGAGAAAUCCAGUGGCCAGAGAGAGAGAGAUCCAGUGGCCAGAGAGAGAGAGAGAUCCAGUGGCCAGACGGAGAGGUUCACUGGUCAGAGAGAGAUCUAGAAUCCACAAUUAGCAGAUGAACCCUUCCACCCAUCCCUUCCUAUUCACAGUUCGCACUGAUCAGCCAGCUGAAUCACAGAAGAGAAUGGAGUGCCCAGUCUGUGGUGAUUGGUUUUCUGACAUGGUAAUUCAGCACCACGCUUGGAAUUGUGAUGGAUCGAAAGUAUUUGAGGAAGGGUUAAUGACUCAGCGAGAAGCAGCUGCGAUUACAGGCGAGGAACAUCCAUCUGCAACUUGCAUGAGUUACUUCCACCAACACGUGAAUGAUGUGGGCUCUGUGGUCUCAUCAGAUACGUCUUCAGUUUCACACUCUGGCACAGAAAAUUCUCAGGAAACAGCAACAUUAGAGACUCAGGAAUGCCCACUAUGUUGUCAGUGUUUCCCUGCUGAUCACAUAGUAGAACACGCAGCAUUCUGCAAUGGUCCCAGUUACUACAAGACGCAAAAUCGCGAGAUUCCCAGUUGUAGCAGGAUCCAGGAUCAAGAGAUUCCCAGUUGUAGCAGGACCCAGGAUCGCGAGAUUCCCAGUUGUAGCAGGAUCCAGGAUCACGAGAUUCCCAGUUGUAGCAGGACCCAAGAUCGAGAGAUUCCCAGUGAGGAUGCCAGCAGCACAAUGGAACUCUUUUGGAGCUACAUGAAUACAAAGGAGCAUGUGGCUCCUGGAGCAGCAGCUGGGACUGAGGGGCCCAGCAGGGCUCUCAGCAGCAGAGGGACAGAGGGAAGCAUUGAUCUAGAAAAAGCAUUACAAUAUUUGGUAAAGAUCGAGCAUGGCAUAACACAGGAUCCCGAAUUCAAGCAGGUGUUUGGGCCCAUCCUGAAAAACCCCAACCCGCUACAAGUUCUACAGUCGUUGUCGAAAGCCAUCUUCAGCAGAAGUGUCAGUACAGGAGCUGGGAAGGCUGCCCCUGUCUUUGUUUUCUUCCACCUGGCAAAGCUAUUUCUGCCAACUAUCUUGGAAUCGGAAACCUUUGCUAUUUUUAAGAAAUGGGUUGAAGUGUUUAUCCUGGAGAUGGUGCUCCCUCGAAUCUCCCAGAUGGGUGGCUGGGGAUCAGUACUGUGUGCUGUUGGUGCUCUCAUAGCGAGUGGUCUGGCAGUGGGUUUGAUGAUGCUGCUGAUGACUCCAAACUCAAAUAAAUAAGCAGCAGACUUGAAUGUACCAGAGCAACUGGUGACUAAUGCCCAUGCCCAACACACCUGGGCUUCAGGAACUACUUUUAGACAAAUCAUCAUGAAUUCAGAAACCAGAAAGGAUGUUCCAUGACCCUUGAUUCUUCAUUCUAUCAACAAGCAGCUAUUCCUAGAAAGUUGAUGAGCAGCAAUUCUUUUCCACACCCUAAGGCAAAGGCAAUGAAGUGUCUUGUUCUGCUUAGUCACAGUCAGCUACAAUCCAGAAAAGUCACCAACAAAACCUUUGGAGGUGGGCAGAAGCAAGGACAGGGUGAGGUGAAGGAGGGGGUGGGGGUAGGGGCGGAGGCAGAGAGACAGUUGGGGUGAAGAGGGGCAAUGAGCUGGGUGCAGGAGGGUCAUCAACUUGAGUUCUCAAGCUUGUUGCUGAUGGAAGUUGGUUGCAAGAUGAGUGAUGGAACUCAUGAAUUAGAUGGAAAUCUGAAUUUUUGCUUAAAAAUAUAGAACUUUGAAAUCUGGUGAACAUUUACAAAUUUCUGAAAACCCAGCUCUAAAGGCUGGGUUUCAUUUAUUGGCUGGGUUUCAUUUAUUUAUUCUCGGGCUCUGGGUGGUGCUGGCACAGCUGCUUUCUAAUGGCCAUUCAUAGUUGCCCUGUUUUGAUGUAACCGAGUGACUUGCUAGGCCUUUUCAGAGAACGAUUAAAUCAACCACAUUGGUGUGGGAGUGGAGUUACAAACAGGUCAGACAAGGUUUCCUUCCCAAGAGGAUAUUUGUCAGUUGGGUUUUUUAUAACAAUUUGACACCUUCAUGGCCUUUCACUGACACCAGCUUUUUUAGUUCCAGCUUUUUUACUGAAACUGAUUUCAAAUUCUCAAACUGCCAUGGUGGGAUUCUGAACCCAUGGCCCAUGCAGUAUGUGCGUGGUCCCAUUGCCCAGCAGAGAACAUUGUUCUGGAUCUUGCAGAAUGUACCAGUGUUUUGUGGGCCUUUGGUACAGAAAGCUUGAAACAGUGUGGGUGAGAAAUUCUUGAUGUUUUAGUGAGAACACCUCAUGUGCCUAAAUUUGUGGCAUUUUUUACCCUCAAGAAAGUUGGACAAUGGGAAAGGAAGUUUUGCCACUACUAGCCUCUGAAGGGUUGACUUAGUGAGGUGAGCGCAUUACCGGUGCCUAGUAGAUGUGGCAUUUCCAUCUACCUCCCCCUACUCGCGUGCCAACACAAGAACUCUUUUAAUCUGUUGAUGGGAUGCAACCAUUGCUGGAAUUUGCUGCCUGCCCCUAAUUGCCCUUCAGGAGGUGAUGGUGAGCUGCCUCCUUUAACUGCUGUUGUCCAUCCGGUAUAAUCUAGGCUGUUAGGAAGGGAGUUUCAGGUUUUUCCACCCAGCAUCAGUGAAGUAACGGUGAUAUAGUUCCAAGUUAGGAUGUUAUGUGAGUCUUGGAAGGAAAUCUGUAAGUGGUGGUGUUCCCUGGUGUUUGCUUCCCAUCAGCUAACUGAGGAGCGCUGUUGACCGUAGUAUUAGAGACUUUUGCAUCCUGGACCUUUGCAUCUUAAAGACCCAUGGAGAUUGUGUAGAACGAAGUGCCUUGGACAGAGAUUGAGGAGAACUGUCUCACAAAAUGCUUCCAUAAUCUUUGUUCAAAAUAAAUUAUGACGUUGAUUUUCAAAU
Carcharodon carcharias (great white shark) is the source of this 4455-nucleotide messenger RNA. RefSeq lists its product as uncharacterized. NCBI's taxonomy places the organism in Eukaryota, Metazoa, Chordata, Chondrichthyes, Lamniformes, Lamnidae. The record is from RefSeq and is a predicted model, not a curated record. Bases 1682 to 2803 code for a protein of 373 amino acids. The transcript has 8 exons.